GAGCGGAGCCGAGUGGAGAGGAAUCCAGCAAAAGAGAGCAGAAUCCAGCCAGUGGACUCCGCAGCCCUCGCCUAGGACAGCAGCGCGCUGGGCAGGAGUUUGAGGACGCGCAGCGUAACCGGUGGAGCCGGGCCAGGACCCCCCGAGCAGUCCAGUGCAGCGCCGCGCAGCCCCGACCCGCGCAGCCCGCCGAGCCCCCGCCGCCGCCGGUCCGGGCAGCAUGAGGCGCGCGGCGCUCUGGCUCUGGUUCUGCGCUGUGGCGCUGCCCCUGCAGCUGGCCCUCCCGCAAACUAUCGCCACAAAUAUGCCUCCCGAAGAUCAGGACGGCUCUGGGGAUGACUCUGACAACUUCUCUGGCUCGGGUGCAGGUGCUUUGCCAGAUAUCACCUUGUCACAUCGGACCCCCUCCACCUGGAAGGACACGUGGCUCCUGACGAUCAUGCCCACAGCUCCGGAGCCCACCAGCACAGAGACCAUUGCCACCUCCAUCCUGCCCGCUGUAGAGGGGCGCGAGGAGGGAGGAUCGGUGCGUCUGACAAAAUUGGAGCCUAGCCUCACUGUUCAGGAGGAGGAGACAUCCCACCCACCCAGUGAGACCACACAGCACCCAACCACCCACCGGGUCUCAACAGCAAGAGCCAGCACGGCCCAGGCACCUGCUACCACCCAUGCCCCAAAGGACGUGCAGCCUGGCCACCAUGAGACCUCAGCUCCCAUAGGACGUGACCAUGCCUACCCUCAUGAUCCCAGCCUGGAGGAAGGAGGCCCUUCUGCCACUGAGGGGGCUGCUGAGGGGGCCGCUGAGGAUGGAGACUCCAGUCAGCUCCCAGUGGGAGAGGGCUCUGGGGAGCAGGACUUCAUCUUUGAAACACCUGGGGACACCACAGUCGUGGCUGCUGUGGAGCCUGACGAGCGGAAUCAGGCCCCAGAGGAUGAGGGGGCCACCGGGGCCUCACAGGGCCUCCUGGACAGGAAGGAAGUCUUGGGAGGGGUCAUUGCUGCAGGCCUCGUGGGGCUCAUCUUUGCCGUGUGCCUGGUGGGUUUCAUGCUGUACCGGAUGAAGAAGAAGGACGAGGGUAGCUACUCCUUGGAAGAGCCGAAACAAGCAAACGGCGGCGCCUACCAGAAGCCCACCAAGCAGGAGGAGUUCUAUGCCUGACGGGAGACAGCGGUUCUCCCCCUCCCCACUGCCACUCACUAGGCCCCCACUUGCCUCUUCUGUGAAGAACUGCAGGCCUUGGCCUCCCCUGACACCCUGCCACCCCAUCAGCACCCUCGGCCACUCUGGCUUGCCCCUGCCCAAAGAGCACGGGGCUGCACUGGGGAGGUCUACUCUGCUUCUCUGACUUCUGCCGAAAGACUUGGGACACGCGCAAGGGGUUUCUUGCAUAUGACUUUUCCACCACAGCCAGAACCUGGCAUCUCACCGUUCUGACUCAGUUUCUUCAAACUUGAGCAGCCCCUCCCCAAGCCCAGCUGUGGAGAGGAAGGGAAUACUGCUGCUUUGGACCUGGAUGGCCUGCUGUGGCUGGAAGAUCCUGUGGGUGAGGGCUUCUGGCUGACACAUCUAUAGCACUUACUGGUACAGACCAACCAUCUUUGGGGCGUUUACCACCGAGUGGCAGGGGUGAGGAGUUCAGGACUCUCUCAGCAUUCACUUUGUUUUAUGGGGAAGUCUAAUUUAGAUGUCAACUUGUUUUUGCACAUGCUUCUUAUAGUUUCUUUGUUCAUAAUCCCGGUAGACUUGGCUUCUUCUGAGGUAAGUUAAGUAAAGGGAUUUGGUAUCCCCCAUCUUGCUUCCCUAAUGUACCGUCAGGAGACAGCAUCAGGGUUAAGAAGACUUUUUUUUUUAAAAAAAACUAGGAGAACCAAAUCUGAAAGCCAGAGUUGAGGCUGUUUGUGUGUUGUUUCUGAGUUCGUCACUCACUUGUGCAACAGGGUAUGGAGUAUCUGCUUUGUGGGCUCCAUUGGUGGGGAAGUCGCCUCUUGUGAGUAGACAAGCCUGUGUGCAUGAACUCACGCCCUCAGCUGGGGCCUGGCCUACUGGGAAAUUGGAGGAGCCUGGCAUGAGAAUUGGAUUCUGGCAGCUCAGGGCUGGGUCCGGGGAGAGGACUGUGAGAUGGGAGUUUCCCCACAGACCAUGUCCUUCCUUCCUCUGGGCCAUUUCUGUGGGACGCUUUCUCCUGGAAAUUGACAAGAGGGCGGUCUCAGGAACCCUGACACUGAGCUUCUCAACUAAGAACCAGGCUGACCUUUGCUCGGCUCCUGUGGCCCUGCCCUGGGCUGGAAAUCAGGACUGUUUUCCAAAGAGUGAUAGUCUUUUGCUUUUGGCAAAACUGUACUUAAUCCAAUGGGUUUUUUCCCUGUACAGUAGAUCUUCCAAAUGUAAUAAACUUUAAUAUAAAGUAGUCAUGUGAACGCUAAUGCUUUUGCUUCUUCUCUCUGCUCUGGUUGUGUGAACGUGAUCAGCCUUUUCUCUAAACACCAACAGUAUUGGGAAACUUGGCUAAAAUCUCUGUGCCUUCAUCUUCCUGUGUGGAGGGAUUCUGGGUCCAGAGUCCCGCUGGUUUAUAUUUGUUUUGGCUAAAAUUUUUCUAGGGGUCAGUAGGUUCAGCCAAGGUUAUAUAAGGCCUGAUGUAAAUUUCUGUGUUGCCAAGCUUGAAGCAGCCACCUUCUGAAUGGCCAGAGAAGCUGGAAGGGCCCCGGUACAGCUUGACCUGAGGCUCCUGGCCCCGGCAGAGGCCUAGAGCCAAGGCCAGCCUCUCAGACACGUUGGACGGUCCUCCCACCCUUCUCCCACACCUGCUCCUUUGCUGGGACCAGAGGCUCCAGCCAAGGGUUCCUGGGGAUUUCUGUACUUGAUUAUUUAAUUUGACAACGUUCCAGCUGCUGUUGGCUGCUCUGUUCUAGCAGCCUGGUCUGUGACUCAGAUGCACCGUCAAGCAAUGGGAACCCAUUCCCUGUGUUCAAUCCUGGGACUUUCUGACUGGAGCAUGUGACUGGACAUGACUUGGGGGUGGGAGAGGGAACAGUGACAGUACUCAUCUCUUCUGGUCUAAGGGACGGCACCCAUGCUGCUGGCUGGGCUCAUUCAUGUAACUGUAAUAAACGGUACUUGU
Trichechus manatus latirostris (Florida manatee) is the source of this 3119-nucleotide messenger RNA. RefSeq names its product syndecan 1 (gene SDC1). The transcript is spliced from 5 exons. Bases 221 to 1159 code for a protein of 312 amino acids. Gene Ontology annotation, cellular component: cell surface; membrane. Gene Ontology annotation, biological process: cell migration. Lineage: Eukaryota; Metazoa; Chordata; Mammalia; Sirenia; Trichechidae. The record is from RefSeq and is a predicted model, not a curated record.